Molecule: messenger RNA, 1261 nt
Organism: Megalops cyprinoides (Indo-Pacific tarpon)
Lineage: Eukaryota; Metazoa; Chordata; Actinopteri; Elopiformes; Megalopidae
Product: synaptic vesicle membrane protein VAT-1 homolog-like
Exons: 9
Coding region: 4-1260 (418 amino acids)
Molecular function (GO): oxidoreductase activity
Source: RefSeq, a predicted model, not a curated record
AACAUGGCAAAGGAAGGAGCGGAAAAUGCACAGGAGACGCAAAAUAUGAUAAAGAAUGAUAGAAAAGAGCAUAGAAGCCGCAUGUCUGCAGGGAACACUACAGAAAUGAGAGCCGUGGUAUUAACCGGAUUCGGGGGUCUCAACAAACUCCGGGUAACUAAGAGACCGAUGCCUGAACCGCAGGAAGGGGAGGUGAAAAUCCAUGUGAAAGCUUGUGGUUUGAACUUUCUUGACUUGAUGGUACGGCAAGGAAAUAUCGAUAAUCCACCCAAGACUCCGCUUGUGCCUGGAUUUGAAUGUUCUGGAAUAGUGGAAGAAAUGGGAAACAACACAAAAGGAUUUGAGAUAGGGGACCGGGUGAUGGCCUUUGUGAAUUACAAUGCCUGGGCAGAGGUGGUAUGCACGUCUAUAGAAUUCGUCUACAAGAUCCCAGAUGAUAUGACUUUCCCUGAGGCAGCUGCUUUCUCCUUGAACUUUGUGGCUGCCUACAUAAUGCUGUUUGAGCUUGCCAGUCUUCGGGAAGGGAUGUCCGUGUUAGUGCACUCUGUAGGAGGUGCUGUGGGACAAGCUGUCGCUCAGCUGUGCUCCACCAUACCCAGUGUCAUGGUUUUUGGAACAGCGUCUCCCUCCAAAAAUGAAGCCAUCAAAGACUCUGUGACUCACCUCUUCGACAGAAGUGCUGAUUAUGUGCAAGAAGUUAAAAAGAUCUCCCCAGAAGGAGUAGACAUCGUCCUUGACUGUUUGUGUGGAGAGAACACCGGGAAAGGGUUGGGACUGCUGAAGCCCUUGGGAACCUACAUUCUUUACGGUUCAUCCAACAUGGUGACAGGGGAAACAAAAAGUUUCUUCAGUUUAGCAAAAUCUUGGUGGCAAAUGGAUAAAGUGAACCCCAUUAAGCUCUACGAAGAGAAUAAAGUCAUUGCAGGCUUCUCGCUCCUGAAUCUUCUUUUCAAACAAGGCCGUGGAAGCCUGGUGAAAACCGUGGUGCAGAAACUAUUUUCCCUCUACAACCAAAAGAAGAUAAAACCCCGUGUAGACUCAUUAUGGGCUCUGGAAGAGGUAAAAGAAGCCAUGCAGAGAAUUCAUGAGAGAGGCAACAUAGGAAAACUCAUCCUGGAUAUGGAGAAAUCCCCAACACCUUUGAUGGCAAAUGACAGCACAGAGACCAGUGAGGCGGGUGAUGAUGAUGAUGAUGAUGAUGAUGAGGAGGAACAUGAGGAUAACAAUGACAACAAGGAGCGUAUUCCCUUCAUUCAGUAAU